AUUUAGCAAAACCACCACGACUGGCGUUCAAGCGCAAUCUAGAUCUUCGUAUUCGUGCUCUACAGUCUUUCUAAGCUUCUUGAAAGAUAUUGAACCAGGAUCUCCAACCUCCCAGCGACCUUCCCGAAACGAUCGUCUGCAUACGAAUUACAAAGUCUAAAUUUCCCUGCAACAGCCCACGACGCAUUCGGGUCUGAGCCCACGACUCCUCGAUCCUCAGCUUCCGGGGCUUUCCAAAGACGGAACAUAUAAACGAUGUCUUCGAUAAAAUAUCGACAUCUGUCGAGGAACUCUGCCCACCGACGGGCCCUCCUCCGCAACCUCGUCACAUCUUUGAUCGCAAAUGAAUCAAUAUCCACGACUUACGCCAAAGCAAAAGAGGCACAACGACUGGCCGAAAAGAUGAUCACCCUGGGGAAGAAGAACACAAAUGCUGCCCGUCAAAGGGCCAAGUCUAUAUUUUUUGAACCAGAUCGACACAUGGAGAAACUUUUCGACACCCUGCGCAAACGUUACGAACACAGACCCGGUGGUUACACGCGCCUCUUGCGCCAGGAACCCGUCCGCGAAGACCAGGCCCCGUCGGCCAUUCUGAGUCUCAUCGACGGACCUAGAGAUAUGCGGUUCAGUAUGACCGCCAAAGCCAUCGUGAGACAACGGAAAGAGAACCUGCCGAUGCACGAACUCACGGCGGUCAACAUUCGUAAAGUCACGAGGUUCCGAGACGGAGGUGAAGAGGCGCUCGAAGAGGAGAUCAAAAAGUUGGAAACCGCCAUAGAGGACCAGAGUCUGGAGGAAAAAGAAGCCUUCGAAGAAGACGGCACCACCUACGAGUGGGUGAGGGGCGAGAAGAACAGACGCACGGGUGUGAGAGGGGAAGAGAAAAAGGGUCCCGGGAGGCUGAAGAGACAACCUGUCGGGGCGGACAAGAUUGUUUGAAUUUAGACUGGACAAGAUUGGACCUGGAAAAGAGGUCAUGUAUAUUGAUUGUACCAUCAAUUCGAAGAGCGAUGUCAAUAAGAUUACGUUGCUUUGGUCAA
Messenger RNA from Exophiala oligosperma, 1040 nucleotides. RefSeq names its product ribosomal protein L17. Gene Ontology annotation, molecular function: structural constituent of ribosome. The record is from RefSeq and is a predicted model, not a curated record. Gene Ontology annotation, biological process: translation. Lineage: Eukaryota; Fungi; Ascomycota; Eurotiomycetes; Chaetothyriales; Herpotrichiellaceae. Gene Ontology annotation, cellular component: ribosome; mitochondrial large ribosomal subunit. The transcript is spliced from 2 exons. The coding region runs from base 256 to 939 and encodes 227 amino acids.